Molecule: messenger RNA, 2885 nt
Organism: Tachysurus fulvidraco (yellow catfish)
Lineage: Eukaryota; Metazoa; Chordata; Actinopteri; Siluriformes; Bagridae
Gene: tbx5a
Product: T-box transcription factor 5a
Exons: 8
Coding region: 36-1589 (517 amino acids)
Biological process (GO): pattern specification process; cell fate specification; positive regulation of DNA-templated transcription
Cellular component (GO): nucleus
Molecular function (GO): RNA polymerase II cis-regulatory region sequence-specific DNA binding; DNA-binding transcription factor activity, RNA polymerase II-specific
Source: RefSeq, a predicted model, not a curated record
AGUGUAGAAACCAGUGAGGAAGUAGGCCUGCUGAUAUGGCUGACAACGAAGAAGUUUCUGGGCAACAAAAAUCUACAAAUGAUCCCGAUUCAAAGGAGAUACAAGAGAGUAAAGCGGAGAAACAAAAUGGAAGUUCCAGCAAAUCUCCAUCAUCCCAAACAACUUACAUUCAACAGGGAAUGGAAGGAAUAAAAGUUUACUUACACGAACGUGAGUUGUGGAUGAAAUUCCAUGAAGUAGGAACGGAAAUGAUCAUCACCAAAGCAGGGAGGCGAAUGUUCCCGAGCUUCAAAGUGAAGGUCACUGGACUGAACCCCAAAACGAAAUAUAUUCUUCUGAUGGAUGUCGUGCCAGCGGACGACCACCGCUAUAAAUUCGCCGAUAAUAAAUGGUCAGUGACAGGAAAGGCAGAACCCGCAAUGCCCGGCAGGCUCUACGUGCAUCCCGAUUCUCCAGCCACAGGCGCGCACUGGAUGCGACAGCUCGUCUCCUUCCAGAAACUCAAACUCACCAACAACCACCUAGAUCCUUUUGGACAUAUCAUUUUGAACUCCAUGCAUAAAUAUCAACCGAGGAUCCACAUCGUUAAGGCGGAUGAAAAUAACGGGUUUGGCUCCAAAAACACCGCCUUUUGCACUCAUGUGUUCCCCGAAACAUCGUUCAUUGCGGUCACGUCUUACCAGAACCACAAGAUUACUCAGCUAAAGAUUGAGAACAAUCCUUUUGCGAAGGGCUUUCGAGGCAGUGAUGAUAUGGAGCUGCACCGCAUGUCGAGAAUGCAGAGCACUAAGGAGUAUCCAGUGGUUCCUCGAAGUACCGUACGUCAAAGAGUGGGAGCCAGUCAAAGUCCCUUUAGCGGCGACAUUCAGGGGAUGCCUACACCCAGCAGCAUGAGCUCCCAGUACUCCUGUGAGAAUGGAGUAACCAACACCUCCCAGGAUCUCCUGCCUCAAUCAAGCUCCUACCCAUUACCCCAUGAUCACAGCCAAGACUAUCACUGCAUCAAGAGAAAAGUUGAGGAUGACUGUCACACAGAUCACUCCUACAAAAAAGCCUACAUGGAGAGUUCAUCUAGUGAAGAUGACCAUUACUACCGUCCUGUUAGCUAUUCUCAAACGCUGGGCCUUUCCACUGCCCCUUAUCGGACCGAGUCUGGACAGCGGCAGGCGUGCAUGUAUGCCAGUGCUUCACAAGCUAGCGAGGCUGUUCCAAGCUUGGAAGACAUCAGUUGCAACACGUGGGCUGGUGUCUCCCCUUAUAGCAGUUGUUCUAUGCAACCUAUGGAGCGGUUGCCCUACCAGCACUUCUCCGCCCACUUCACCUCCAGCCCUCUAGUGUCCAGGUUGAGUGGAGUGGCCGGCCACGCUUCACCACAACUGGGUGAUGCCCACGCUAUGUACCAGAGCUCGAUGCCCCACCAGACUCUUGGCCGUCAGUGUAGCCCUGGAGCAGGAAUCCAGUCACCCAGCGCUAACCUGCAGGGGAAUGAGUACUUGUACACUCACGGUAUUCCUCGCACCCUAUCGCCCCACCAGUAUCAUGCUGUGCACAGUGUAAGCAUCAUGCCUGAAUGGAAUGAGAGCAGCUAACUGGAUUCUCACACACUACAUGAUAUAUUGGAGUUGCACACACAAAGGCAUUUGUGUAUAUUUAUAUUUUUCAAAGCUCUUCACCACACCAGCAGUCAUGUGAUUUGGUCAUCAGUUUUGGACACAUGCUGUAACUGACUGCUUGGAUAGAUUAUAACUUGGUUCAACUAGCAAUGAAUGUCUGAGUAGUCCAGUGUGAAUGUUGUAGUACAAGGCAGAAAAAAGAUUUAUUCAUACUAUGGGAUGUUUUUUUACCAUGUUUUGUAAAUCGUGUAUUGUAUUCUGUAAAUCAGAGACGAAGAUUUGCCACAUAUUUACGGUUCAUUUUUAAUCAGAGGACGCACUUGGGACUGGCCUGAUUUUCUAUACUUUUUAAAAACAAAAUGGAAAUAGAAAAGAACAUUUUUAUAGUAUUAUUCAUCUUGAUGUUUGUGUUCUAUGUUGUUUUAUUACUCUGAAAUCCAAGAGCAGUCCUUAAGAUGUAGUGUUACCAGUUAGUCCAUAUUUAACCAGUUCUACUAUAAGUCUCAAAAGCUCAUUCUUGUCAAAUUCACAGAUUCUGUUUGGAAAACUGAUAUUUAGUGGAUGCAAAUAAAUGCACUAAAUUCUGAUUCUAGGGUUUAUAUGGUCAAGUAGCUGUGGCAACAAAUAAAUAAUAUCAAGGGUACAUCUGCUAGGCAUAGAGAUAUGUCAUGUUCCACAGACCAUACCUUGUGAUCUCAAUUUAAUGGAUUAGAUCAUUACUUUUUGGAAGCACUACUAUAGCCAAUGCUAGCUGUCAUGGACCAGAUGGUCCCUUUUAAAAAAUGUGCUGGCAUAAUUUUGAAAUGGCCCACCAUUCAAUAGUUGGAGCUACAUACACCCAACAGCGAAGAAGAUACAUAUGUCAAAUUGACAUUUCCAGUAUCAGCUUCACAUUAUUACAACAACAACAACAACAACAACAACAACAACAACAACAACAACAACAACAAAAAUAUAACCAUCAGUUAAAGGUGAAUGUUUAUAGGGAAUAAUGUUGUACAGUCACUACAUUUCUUCCUGUUAAUAGUAUUUAUUUUUUGUUAUUGUGAAGCCUAUCAUGUGUUUUAUCUGCAAUAUGUGUUUGUUUGUCUUUUCUAGUAUGUAAGUUUAACUUAGAUUCAUUUCUUUUCUUUAGGAAAAAAAAACAGACUGUUUUAUAAAUUCUGACACCUGUUGGUUGGUGACAGAAGGACAGUUUUCUGAAACAAUAUAAAAAGAACUUGUAAAUAAAAAUACAAAUGUACAUAGAAAACAGAAUGGAAAUAAAUCUAA